ACUUCAGGGGAAGCUGAUGCUCCACGAGAGCCAGUGACACACUCGAAGUCGGACAUGCUCGCACUCCAACUUCCCUGAGCAGUGCGCAGUGUGUGAGAGAAAGCCGCUGGAGUGCCUUCUCAGGGGGGGAAACCUGAGCAUUCACACCUAGCUUUUCUGUCUUUUCACUCUGCUCCCGGAUGAUGGAAUUUUAACCAUGAGGAAGACAGACAUUCAUUGUAAGGAGAGCGCUUACACUGCCGAACAGAGGAGUCUGACUGGUUUCAGAUAGCUGCCUGGCUCUCCCGGAUUUUGCUAAUGCCAUUCCCUCUUCGCUCCACCUAAAAAGGAUGGAAACCCUGGAGUCGGAGCUGACGUGCCCGAUCUGCCUGGAGCUGUUUGAGGACCCCCUGCUGUUACCCUGUGCCCACAGUCUGUGCUUUAAUUGUGCUCGCCGCAUUCUGGUCUCUCACUGCACCUCAGGUGAGCCAGCUGACGCCAUCUGCGCCUUCCAGUGCCCUACGUGCCGCUAUGCCAUUUCACUGAACCCACAGCACGGCCUGGACGCACUCAAGCGCAACGUCACCCUCCAGAACAUCAUCGACCGUGUCCAAAGGGCUUCGACUUCUGCCACACUUCUUCUGUCCUCCAGCGGGCACAGUUCACCAGGCGACAGCCCCCUAGGUGCCAUGACGACUGCCACUGCACCCUCGUCACCCACUGAGCUGGUGCAGUGCCAGUUUUGUGAGCAGGAACCACCGCAGUGUGCUGUGAAGACCUGCGUAACGUGUGAGGUGUCUUACUGUGAGGAAUGCCUGCGUGCCACCCACCCCAACAAGAAACCUUUCACUGGACAUCGCCUCAUUGAACCUUUGCCUGAUUCACAUCUCAGAGGCCUGCAGUGCCUAGAACAUGAGGAGGAGAAAGUGAACAUGUACUGUGUCACGGAUGAGCAGCUCAUCUGCUCCCUUUGCAAGCUGGUGGGACGUCAUCGUGACCACCAGGUGGCAGCGCUAAAUGAGCGCUACGAGAAACUAAAGCAAACAUUGGACUCCAACCUCAGCAAUUUGAUCAAGAGGAGCAGUGAGUUGGAAUCACUAAUGGGGAAGCUGAUUCAGACAUGUCAGCAUGUUGAGGUGAACGCAUCACGACAGGAAGGAAAGCUGAUGGAAGAAUGUGACAUCUUGAUCAGCAUAAUUCAGGAGAGGAGACAGAUUAUUGGAGCCAAAAUCAAAGAGGGGAAGACGGUUCGACUGCGUAAACUGGCACAACAAAUCGGCAACUGCAAGCAGUGCAUAGAGCGAUCAUCUGCUCUCAUAACUCAAGCGGACCAGACGCUGAAAGAAACCGACCAUGCUCGCUUCCUCCAGACGGCCAAGAGCAUCUCCGAGCGAGUCUCCAUGGCGACAGCGUCUUCUCAGGUCCUGAUACCUGAGAUUAAUUUGACGGACACGUUUGACACCUUCGCGCUGGAUUUUACCAGAGAGAAGAAGAUGCUAGAAAUUCUUGAUUACCUCACAGCACCCAGUCCUCCAGGAAUCCGAGAGGAGCUGUGCACGGCCUCCUAUGACACUAUAACAGUGCACUGGACAUCUGAUGAUGAAUUCUCUGUCGUUUCUUAUGAGCUUCAGUAUACAAUCUUCACUGGACAGUCCAAUAUUGUCAGUCUCUGUAACUCUGCUGACAGCUGGAUGAUUGUUCCCAAUAUCAAGCAGAACCAUUACACCGUACACGGCCUGCAGAGCGGCACCAAGUACAUCUUCAUUGUCAAGGCCAUUAAUCAGGCAGGAAGUCGCAGCAGUGAGCCUGGAACACUCAAAACCAACAGUCAGCCGUUUAAGCUUGACCCAAAAUCUGCACACAGAAAGCUCAAAGUGUCUCACGACAACCUGACGGUGGAGCGCGACGAGAUAUCCUCCAAGAAGAGCCACGGCCAGGAGCGCUUCAGCAGCCAGAGCAGCUAUGGUGUCAUAGGAAACGUGUACAUCGACAGUGGACGUCAUUACUGGGAGGCUCUAAUUGGAGGGAGCACUUGGUAUGCGGUGGGCAUCGCCUAUAAGUCAGCACCCAAGCAUGAGUGGAUUGGGAAGAACCCUUUUUCAUGGGUGUUGUGUCGUUGCAACAAUUCCUGGGUGGUUCGCCACAACAGCAAGGAGAUGGCCAUUGACCCUUCACCACACCUGAGGCGAGUCGGCGUGCUCCUGGACUACGAUGUCGGCUCUCUGGCUUUCUACGACGCCGUGAGCUCUCAGCACCUCCACACCUUCCAUAUCACCUUCACCCAACCUGUUUGCCCUGUAUUUAAUGUCUGGAACAAAUGUCUUACAGUCCUAACAGGUCUGCCAAUCCCAGACCAUCUGGAGGGUGUAGAGGCUUUCGACUGAGGCUCAUGGGCCUUGGACUUUGGGCUGCUUAGGUUUGCUUUCAGCUCAGGCCAGGACCUUGUAGCCCGACACUAUAUUUUCAAUUCCUUCAUUUUUUUUUAAAGCAUGCACAGAAAGUUUCGACGGAAAUUCCACCUUUAUAUGGAAAAAUAAAGGACUGAUAACCCCCUGAAUUCAAAGUGACAAAAUAUUUUUUAGAGUUGGUCUUAGUGUAUAAUAAGCGGUGAAAUUUUUAGAAAUCAAUACCACAAUUAUUUGAUAUCAGGUAUUUUGGAGGAAUUUUGCACAUGUCUAUAUGUUAUGUCUAUAUUUAUGAAAAGGGGGAGGAUCACAUUAUAGUCUUAUAAUUUGGUGAAAUUGUGUGAUUAGGUCUCUUAGUGCAAUCUUACUUCAUAUGCAGAUAUAAAAUGGACCAUUUUUACUUUACACAACGGACAUUUCAGCAAUGCAGCAAGACUGAUUACAUUUAUACAUGAAAAAAAACUUUUUCCGUCUCAGAUCAAAUGAAUGCUCGCUUGUCUUUUGUCAAGCUGUGACUGCUGUGGUAUACUAUUUUUUUUUUUUUUUACAUAUGCAUCUGUUAUAUGUUUCUGAACACUCUAGCAGUAACUCAAUACACAAAUGUAUUUUAGAUACACAAGCUAUGUUCACAAAAAAAGUUAGACAAUUUCUAUUGUGCAUUGCAUUGUGGAAGGUUGCCUGUCAUUUGUUUUUGUCAGUCUUUUUUAAUGCAUCAUUAGCAACAGUGGCACUAAGUUCAUUUACUGACCUAACAUAGCUCAUUAAAUCAAUAUUAAAUCCAAACUGUAUCUUCCUGCUCAGAUUCCGCAGUGGUGUAGAUUAUUACAUGGAUGAAAUCACUUGCCUGUUCUCGUAAAUUAUUAAUGUACCUAUUAGUUUUGUGUAAAAUUGUGAAAGAGCAGAAAAUUCCCAGUCUAUUUUGAGGUUUAAACCUGUAUGUACAUAUUAUAAUAUGGCAGUUUAUAACUUUAACUCUCUGUCAUGUAUAUAUAUUGUCUGUGUCUAGUUGCAGAAGGGUGAAAGGUUUGCAAAGAGUUGCUUUCGCAGCAUUUUUUUACAGCAUGUUUUAGCCACUUGUUGGUAUCAUGUUUUCAGUUUCAAUUCACAAAAGCAAACCAAGGAUUUGUUAAAGAGGAUUAAUCUAACUACUGAUUCAUAGUCAAGCUGCCAUUAUCCACAGAAAAUCCUUUUAGGCUCGAAAAAGGGAAGCACUUUCAGAAAAAUGCAAUAUCAUCAUGGAAUUGAAAACGCUAUGUGCUAGAUAAUCGCACCAUGAGACAUGACCGGAUAUGGCCAAAAAUAUGUGUAUAUACUUACUCAUAUACUCACAUUCCAUCUGAAAAUAACAGUCAGUACUGUAAUUCAUCAUGCAAACCACCUACUAAAUGCAUGCUGUGUGAAGCACAAUCAGCAGUUUAAAUGCUGGUGGAAAUGGUCAACUAUAGCUGUCAACUAUAGCUGUCUAAAAA
Hemibagrus wyckioides is the source of this 3853-nucleotide messenger RNA. It is a transcript of the gene mid1, whose product is annotated as midline 1. The transcript is spliced from 11 exons. Lineage: Eukaryota; Metazoa; Chordata; Actinopteri; Siluriformes; Bagridae. The coding region runs from base 330 to 2363 and encodes 677 amino acids. Gene Ontology annotation, molecular function: protein binding; zinc ion binding. The record is from RefSeq and is a predicted model, not a curated record.